Arabidopsis thaliana (thale cress) is the source of this 629-nucleotide messenger RNA. Its product is annotated as NADH dehydrogenase (ubiquinone)s. Gene Ontology annotation, biological process: electron transport chain. Gene Ontology annotation, cellular component: mitochondrial inner membrane; mitochondrion; respiratory chain complex I. Bases 41 to 334 code for a protein of 97 amino acids. The transcript has 2 exons. The record is from RefSeq and is marked reviewed. Lineage: Eukaryota; Viridiplantae; Streptophyta; Magnoliopsida; Brassicales; Brassicaceae.
CAAAAAAUAAAUUUAAAGCCCAUAUACAUCAAAGAAGCCCAUGAUUUGUCAUUUGAGAAGAAAGUUAAGAGGAAUAGUACGGUCGCAGGAGAUUAAUCGAAUACCUGAGAAAAUGGCGAAGCCUUUGGGAACAACCGGCGAAUUUUUCCGGCGAAGAGAUGAAUGGAGGAAGCAUCCGAUGCUUUCGAAUCAAAUGAGACACGCUCUUCCCGGACUUGGAAUCGGCGUCGCCGCCUUCUGCGUUUAUCUCGUCGGUGAGCAGAUCUACAACAAAGCUUUGGCUCCUUCCAAAUCAUCUCACCACCACCAGGAACAGACUGCUCCGUCUCACUGAAGAGCAUCUUUCUUCUUCGAUGAGAUGCUUGAAACAGUGGCACAAGGCUGAACUCAGGGUCUCUUCUUGGUUACUAGUUUUCGUUGGAUUGUCUUAAUAAUCAUGUUUAAAUCGAAUACAAAGAAUUUGAUAUCUAUAUUUGAACUGUAAAGCUUGUUGGCUCAAAGGUUCUCUUUGUAUCGCACAAGUUAAGAUUCUGCAUAUUCUUAUCUUAUUUGAUACUUGCUACUUAGCUAAACUGCGUCGUUUAAGAGAUCGUUGCUUUCAGGUUUAUUAUAUAACUUUUUCUUUUUUU